This is a messenger RNA of Aspergillus calidoustus, 1344 nucleotides long. Lineage: Eukaryota; Fungi; Ascomycota; Eurotiomycetes; Eurotiales; Aspergillaceae. The record is from the annotation of a GenBank genome assembly.
AUGGUGCAGAUGCAAAACUGGCCGCUAUACUUCUGGUCGUGGCUGCACCGGAACAAGGUAAAUCCCGCCCGUUGUAGCUGCCGAUUGCCGAACGCGAGACGCGAGAUUGUCGAAUCUCACUCGCCAGUUUUCGUCCUGAAGAUCGCGACGCCUGCGGAUCCCCUUCCCCUUCCCCUGACCAUGGCCCCGGUCAGAUUCAUCGGGCCUCCCGAUCUCUCCGGUCGCACGCCCAUCUAUCGCCUCGCGAAAACUGUCGUGCCCCCGGCUCCUCCGCCACAUCCUCCCUCACAGCCGCAGCCGAGUCCCUCGCAAGUCAACAACGCCGCGCACCCGCACCCAGCUCCGUACCAACCGCCCUACCACCCUCACCCUCACGCGCCUCACGCGCCUGCCCCUCCUCCUCAGCCUCAAUCGCAUCCACAUCCAUCACCCUACAACUCUCCCUACACCCCCUCAAAACCCCCUCCGCAGACGACACCACAGGAAAACAAAGAGAAUGCGCCGGCGCCAACCCAAACACCACAAGGGACACCAGCACAAGGCACAGGAACAGGCACACCCGCCUCCUCAGCGCGCGGCUCCCCCCUAACAAAGCGGCGCGGGCGCAAGCUGCAAGAAAGCGAAGUGCUCAUCCUCGUCAACUGCUGCCUCGAAUACCAGAGCAUCUUCCACGACAACCCGGCGCGCUUCUGGUACUGCGUCGGCGUGAGCCUGAAGCGCCAGAUCAAGCGCAAUUUCUCCUGGCAGAGUUGUCGGCAGAUCAUUGAGGAGUUGGUGUCGGAGCGCCGCGAGCGGAGGCGCGAUGUUGCGGCCGGGAAGGUCAAGGAGCAGCCGAUUACAGAACUGGUUCUUGCGACGGAUAAGUGGAUUUCGGUUUGUGAUGCUGUCGGUGGUGCGCCGGGGCUUGCGACGCCGGGGAAUACGCAGUCGUUAAAGAGGCCGGAGCAGCCGGAUUCUCCUGGCGCAGAGGCGAAUAGUGCGAACUCGGCGAAGCGGCCGAAGCAGAAUGAGCAGGUAGCUACGAGACCGCCGCCGCCGCCGCCACCAACACAGGCUGCUACCGGGCCACCAAUUCCGUAUCCUCCAUAUCCUCCGUAUCCCAUGCCACCGCAUCAUAUGCCGCCUGCGCCCAUUCCGACGAUACCGAGCGGGCCUACAAUGGCGGAGUUUCAGACGUUGAAGGUGGAUAUCCAGAGCUUGAGAAUGGAUGUACAGAGUAUGCGGAGGGAUAUGAUCGAGGUUCGGAACGAUAUCAAUGCGAAGCUCGACUUGAUCUUGAAAACGCUUCAAGAGGGCAAGGAGACCAAGGAGGACAAGGAGGACGAUAAAGACAAGGAAACAUGA